Molecule: messenger RNA, 486 nt
Organism: Arabis nemorensis
Lineage: Eukaryota; Viridiplantae; Streptophyta; Magnoliopsida; Brassicales; Brassicaceae
Source: the annotation of a GenBank genome assembly
AUGGAGUCGGAUUUGACGAAUUCGAUUUGUUUUCGUUUUGGGUUAGGCUUUGAGGAUGUGAUCGUUGAAGAUCGUACUGAUCAGUUUGUACAAGUCCUGAGGCGUGAAUUAGAGAGAGUGGAGAAAGAAAAAGAAGAAUUCAUCAGCGACUUCUCGGAAGAGGAUUACAAUGACAUAGUUGGAGGAUGGAAAUCAAAGCUUGAAAGGAUCUGGAAGGCUUCUUCCAUUUGCAGCUUCUCCUCUGCCCAGAUGAUCUCCAUGAAAUCUGAAUGUGAUGAGAGAAAAGCAGAGGAGUACUGUGAGAGAGCUAUGUUAUCUGAUAAUGGUAGAGAUGGAGAGAUGUUGUCUAUGUAUGGAGAUUUGAUAUGGAAAAAUCACAGAGAUAGUGUUCGUGCUCAGUCUUACUUUGAUCAAGCUGUUCAAUCUUCUCCACAUGAUUGGCUUUCUUCAAGACUCUCCAAGAUGCAAGUUAAUGACUUUGUAUAG